Molecule: messenger RNA, 1065 nt
Organism: Thelazia callipaeda (thelaziosis nematode)
Lineage: Eukaryota; Metazoa; Nematoda; Chromadorea; Rhabditida; Thelaziidae
Source: the annotation of a GenBank genome assembly
AUGUGGAGGAAGUUCGCUUUCAGUCAGGACGUUAUUAGAAACAGCUGGAGAACAAUGGUGUGGAAGCUGCAGAAGAUACUGAGACUAAGUCCAUGUUGGCCAAUGUUGUCUCGUUGCUAUAAUUAUUUCCCUAACUACUUGUCAGACCGGGAUUGGGCAAGGCUUCUUCAGUGUGAAACCCAGAAAGAGCGUUUCAACCACGUAAAGUUUUGCCGUCAGAAAGAAAUAAGGAGAUUGAAGUGUGAAGCGAAAAAAAAAGUCCGUUUUGAUGAGGUCAAGAUGUCGACACGAGCAUCGAGAUUCGCUAUGUUUAUUGGUACUACUCAGCAGGAUCGUAUCAAUAAUCAACAACGUCUGAUGAAUUGCAUUCAUAAUUUUCAAAUGGAUUCUACUCCCGCAUUGAUUGUUGAUUGCCGCUUUUUAAGUCAGCUUUCACAACAAGCUCUUUCACAAACGCUACUUCAACUGUCAUACUUGGCUAGUGAGAAUCGAGAUCGAAAACGUUCAUGGCCUCUUUAUUUUUUUAAUUUCGAUUUUGACAACAAAUGUAUUCUGGAAGCGCGAGAUAGAUACUUAUCAAUAGUCAAAUCAUCGAAGAAUACUUUUUUGACGAUCUCAUCAUCAAGCUAUCUCAAUCAGUUCUCGCCUAAACAAAUUAUAUAUCUAAGUCCACAUGCUACAUUAGAUUUGGAAAAAGUAGAUGGAACAAAAGCGUAUGUUAUAGGUGGUAUAGUGGAUAGAGUUGCGCAACACAAGCUAGAUCCCCAUGCAAGUCUACUAGCUGCGAUCGAAGAUGGAGUCGAAGCUCGUCGACUUCCACUAGAUAAAUACAUCAAGUGGAAAUCGGGUUCAAAAAGUAUGACUUUGCUUGCAGUUACUUCAAUUUUAUAUAGUGUAUAUGAAACAGACGGUGAUUGGGAGGCAGCUUUUAAGAAGUAUGUGCCUACGCGAAAUCUUAGAGGGCCAGAAGAGAAAAAUAAAUACAGUCAACGAUUACAUGCAUGCAUACACGAUUACGAGAGACGUGUUUUAGUGGAACUUAAUCAAAGAUUAAAUGAUAUUUGA